This is a messenger RNA of Symbiodinium sp. CCMP2456, 2077 nucleotides long. Lineage: Eukaryota; Dinophyceae; Suessiales; Symbiodiniaceae. The record is from the annotation of a GenBank genome assembly.
AUGCAUUGGGCCAUUGCAGAGGCCAAGCGAGAACAACUUCGUGAGUGGCUUGCGAAGUCCGGCCGAAAGACAGACAUCAGCCUUGCCCAUGAUGCCCGAGACAAAAUCGUUGCAGUGCGCUUUACGGCGGUGAACGAGAAGCUGGAGCGCAAACGCGGCCUGCUGGGUGCGUUAGAGACGCAUGGCGGUGCUGAGAAAUACAGCGAGGCUAUCCUGGACUGUGUGAAGCAAUUCUUCAGCCGUGGGACAGGCGCCCUGGACGCCCGAGGCGUCCUGGAUGAGGCUUCAGUUGCAGACUUCAAAGCGUGUGUGACGUGCGUCACCGCGGACGGCGCACCGUACGCACAGAAGGCCUGCAGACUGCUGUCCAGCUCGGGCCUCUCGAAUUUACGUGCCAUCAUACGCGACCGAGGACAUGCCAUUGUGGGAUCCUUGAAGAAUGCUGUCGAUUGUGACCAGGAGAUUAGGAACUUCAAAGAGGACUUCGUGUCUGGGCCAUCCUCCGUCGCAAAGCACAUCUCGUUCAAUGCAUCGUUUCGCGAGCGUUUCGAGAUUGCUUGUAAGGCACAGCAAGAGACGAGCUCGGAUCCGAUUCCUGUCAUGCUUAGCUUGCGGUACGGCAAGGCACGGUUUCAGUCUCAGGUGGAUCCCGAACGACGCCUCCUGUUGCAUCUUUUGGGGACUUGCACGGCACUGUCCAAACACGCGGAGCAGGCGACGACGGCCGAGGAACGACUUUGGGCGGCAAAGCGUUUGAGGCAACUGACGUUCGAGCGGGUCGCGCUGAUGGCCUGUGUGGCAGACGCCGAGGAGAUGACCUUGACAUUUUGCAGGCAGGUGGAAGCGGAGUCCAGCGACCCGAGCCUUGCGAGAUCAUGGACCAGGCGCAUUCUGGACCAGAUGAAGGUGAAGACCAUUUUGGCAGGUGUCCGAGCAGAAUUCCCCGCCCAAGAGCUCAUGCUGAGGCUGGAGUCGCUGUCGCUGGCCAUGUGGUAUUCGGUCGAGAAGAACUUCGGCCCGACGUCUGCUUGCAAUAAUGCUCGGAAAGAGAGGGUUGCCCAGCUGGAACAAAAGUUCCGCAAGCUGGCGUCAUGCCUGCACUUGCCGCCCGAGGAGGCGUGGCUGCAGUUCACCCACAUCAAGGACAUACUUGCUGCUAUUAAGGACUCGCUCUUGCAUGCCUGGGGUAAGCUGGGGAACAACCUGGAGGCCUGGGCCAAAGUGCUCGCGCGGCACCAAGCCGCCCGAGGUCACACCCGUGUGGAUCACCUGUUGAUUAUGAUUCGCUUUUACGCCGCCAGCCUCGCCUCCACACAGGGCGUUGAGAGUCAGUUCUCUGAAGCAGAGCGUCAGAGUGCAAAGCGCGUCGCCCAGCAAUCCCUCUUGCGUCUUCGCGACCGACUUCAAAUCUCGGAGAUGGAAGAGUCCGAGCUUGUGAGCAACGGAGUGCCACAGCCUCUUCUAAAACUGGCCAAAAGUCUCUAUGUCGAGUAUUUUGGGCAGCCUCGUGGUCCUUACGGCGACAAACAGCUGGGGACCUUGGCCCGAGGAGUUAGACGCAAAUGCAAGAAGAGAUCCGAGGCAACGUUGAUCAAGGAGCAGAGACUUGCCACCAGAAGGUUGUCCGAGAAAGACACAGCAUCGGGCAGUAUGUUUGGCACCAGCAUCCCUGCCGAGGCGAAAGAGUCAUGUUGGAGUGAAUGUCACACCAAGCUGCACAGAGCCUUGGCCGAGAAACAGGCAGCCAAGGUGGCGGAAGCGGCCGAGACACGUGGACAAGGACUCCGCCCCAAAACAACAGCCGCUUUGAAGACGAAGCUCCAGAGAGGCCAACGUGGAAGAGUCACGGCUCGACAGCGGCGCCUGCUGGAGAAGUUAAGCCAGCCCAGCAAAAAGCCCGGCCUCGAGAAUGCAAGGGUCUAUGUCCUGCCGAAAGCCAAAGCGAACACGGAACUGGGCCCGCGACAAGUUUUGGUUGACAAGGUUGCCCUGGCCGACUUGGUGGUGGUAGACAAUCUAAACACUCCGAGCUGGCAAACGGCCGAGGCCAUGUUGCGGGGCAAGACAAUCUGCGAAG